This is a messenger RNA of Hermetia illucens (black soldier fly), 1088 nucleotides long. Its product is annotated as transcription termination factor 4, mitochondrial. The transcript is spliced from 3 exons. The coding region runs from base 168 to 998 and encodes 276 amino acids. NCBI's taxonomy places the organism in Eukaryota, Metazoa, Arthropoda, Insecta, Diptera, Stratiomyidae. Gene Ontology annotation, biological process: regulation of DNA-templated transcription. The record is from RefSeq and is a predicted model, not a curated record. Gene Ontology annotation, molecular function: double-stranded DNA binding.
AUAAAGGAAGUGUUAGUGGGCAAUCAUCACUGCAAGAGUUGAUCAUCUUGGAACCAAGUAAAUUCAGUGGAGGCCCCAGAGUAUCGCACCCCUGGUUACAUUAGGGGAACCCGACGACCUACAUUCAGAACGAUUAAAAAUAAAAGGUCGAUAUCAAAAAGAGAAAGAUGUUAAAGCGGCUUCAAAUUUAUCUUCGAAUUUUACGAUUUAAUUCAACGAUUACAAAGAACUCCCAUAAUAUUAUUCCCGAGGAUUCUUCACAACAAUGGACCUUAGAGCAGUCCCAAAUUGAUAACAUUGUUAAAUCGGUGCCGUCGCUCGUAAAUGUGUCGACUGAUAUUUGGCAAAAAGCUCACAGCAUCUUUACGGAGUAUGGAUUCAAAACUAAAAGUUUCACACAAAUUGUUGCCGAACAUCCCAAGGUGCUAACUCGACCCACUGCCAAAAUUAGCGAUAGCCUAGAGUUCUGGCGUGGUUGUCAGUUUGGUGAGAAUCGGGUUGAAAAUCUUAUUCUCAGAUAUCCUGAACUCCUGGAAAUCUCCAACAAUCGAAAGAUUCUUUCGCAAAUACACGCUUUGAAAUCCUUAGUGCACACAUCGAAAAAUGUUUGGACACUUCUUAUGAAUUCUCCUAACUUGAUUCAUGAAAAUAUAAAAACCAUAGAAGCCAAAUUCAAUUAUAUGCAUGAUAUUAUGCGAUUAGAAAUCCCGGAAAUUGUUAAGUCGCAAGCCUUUUCGUAUACACUUGAUGACAUUAAAACAAGACAUGUUUUCCUCGAACGGCUGGGAAUAUUUAAACCUCGCUCACCCAAAGCACCGCCCGGUGAAAUAUCGAAGAAUCCACGGCUUCAUCAAAUUAUGGACUCGACGGAAAGUCAAUUCGCUACGAAGGUAGGACUUGUUACGUUGGCAGAGUUUGAAGCAUUUAAAGAAUUAUUUAAACGAGAACUAAAUAGAGAAAGAAAUAAACGAAGUGAUGAAAGUGAUGAAGAUGAAUAAAUACAGUGAAUUGAAUCUAUGUUGUUCCGUAUUCGUUAAAUUAAAGCUUUUUAAUAAUAAACGAACUUAGCGUUUAGCAAGGGAUAUAUA